Messenger RNA from Elephantulus edwardii (Cape elephant shrew), 969 nucleotides. It is a transcript of the gene SRRD, whose product is annotated as SRR1 domain containing. NCBI's taxonomy places the organism in Eukaryota, Metazoa, Chordata, Mammalia, Macroscelidea, Macroscelididae. Bases 1 to 969 code for a protein of 322 amino acids. The transcript is spliced from 7 exons. Gene Ontology annotation, biological process: microtubule-based process. The record is from RefSeq and is a predicted model, not a curated record. Gene Ontology annotation, cellular component: nucleus; cytoplasm.
AUGGCGGCGGCGGUAGCUCUGGAACCCUGGCAGACGGCCGCUCCGCGGAAAAGGCGCUCAGCUGCGCGGCGACCGAAGCAGAGAGAAGCGACACCUCGGGACCCGGAGACGGAUCCCGAGACAGACAGUACGACAGUACUUCGUCGCAUCGAGGAGGCCCAGAGGGACCUUCUCGUGUCUGAUUUUUGGAGUUCAGCGCUAGAAACCAUCAACAGGUGUCUUGGGAAACAUGGGGAACAGCUGCCGACCCUUGAGAGGGCGCUUCCUGAAGCCCUCGGAAACCUCCAUCUUGAUGCGUCACCUGAGCCUGCUGUGGCCUGUGACAGUGUCCCUGGGGAGACCCCAGCCUCGGGCUCCUGCCUCUGGAAGUGCGUGUGCUACGGCCUUGGGAACUUUGCCACCUGCGUCAUUGCCAGGAACCAGCUGGCGUUUUUGCUGCUUUUGAUGGAGAAGUGCCAGAUCCCCAGGAGUCGCUGCUGCCUCUACGACCCUGUGUUCAGCCAGCUUGAGAUUGCAGUUCUUAACGCCCUGGGCAUGGCCGUGCUCGGAGAGAACGAGGAGGGGAAGCGGAGCGUCGGUGGGGAGCCCACCCUCUUCUACAUGCUGCACUGCGGGACGGCCUUGUACAACAACCUGCUGUGGAGCAACUGGUCGGCGGACGCCCUGUCCCGAAUGGUCAUCAUUGGGAACAGCUUCAGAGGCCUUGAGGAGAGGUUACUGACAAGGAUUCUGCAGAAAAAUUACCCGUAUGUUGCAAAGAUUUCCAAAGGCCUAGAAGAGCUUGAGCUCCCCGAGAUGCCACAGUACCUGGAUGUAUUUAAUGACACCUCUGUCCACUGGUUCCCAGCACAGAAGCUGGAAGGACUCCCCAGGGACACGUGGGAGUUCCAAGAAGAACCAGAUUAUCAGGACUGUGAGGACCUUGAAAUCAUCAGGAACGAGGCAAAGACCCUUGAGCCCCAGCCCUGA